UAUGGUUGGACAAUAAUUGCCAAAUACAAACGAAAGUGCUACAAUGUCCAAAUCCAAAAAGUUUUUGAAUCUAAACAAGGCUAUGGGGAAAAAAACCUAGACCAAACUAGGGGUAACCAGGUGGCAUUCUAUUAAGAAGAAAAUAGGCACACAAAAAUUCGGCUUGAUGAGGACUUGAACCUAGAUGGUCUGGGUAUACAUCCACACGCUGGACCAACUGAGCUAGCUCAGCUUCCUUUAGUUGUUUCCUCGAAGCUUGGAGGAGGCCAGGAGGGAGGAGAAGAGAGAGAGAGGGAUUAAUGGUAAACUAUUCUAGAAAAGCUAUAUAGUUUGACAGCAAAUGUUGCAGGAAGGUAUGUAGUUGUUCUUUUUACAAGUGCAAGUAUUAUCAAAUCGAUUGCUUGUGUGUUUUUGGGGACAGAGUUUAGCUGCCUGGCAAGUUGUAAUUUGGCUGUACAGUUUUUUGUUUGUUUUACCUUUAUUUUUCUAAUAAAUAUGGCAAAACUUUUGCCAUUCAUUAGGAAAAAGUAGUGUUAUCAAAUCAAUUGGGUCAUCUGUUUGCCAUGAAAGAAACGGAAAGAAAAGAAAAACUUAGUUCCAUCCAUCCAGCCCUCGUCUAUGCAGGCUUUUCUUGUGCAGUGUUGGAGAUGACCCUUGAUGCCUACUUCCAUUCGAUACUGAGAAUCUUCAUAUCAUAGUAAGUGCCCGGACCACUCAGACCACGUCCAUAUUUGCUGUGAUCCAGAUCUGGUCUGGAAUUUUGGGUUGCAAUGCCCCUUCUGGUCCAUCUGGGGAAAGGGCAGGGAACAAUGCCAAAAUAUGUGGUCACCACUCAUGCCAGUCAGUCACUUACCACCACUCACCAUUGUUGCAAUGCCCCUUCUCAAGCAUGUUUCAUUACUAAGGUCAACUUCUAUCAAAACAAAGGUUGAACCAUUUAGUUUGCUAAUCAGUGUCAGCGCACCUUGCAAGUUCCACCACACUGUGGAAGUGUGGAAUCUUGAGAUUCGAAUCUCGCUUAAGGCAAAGUCAUUUGGUCCAUUGGCUGGGUAGGAAUGGUGUAAUUGAUCUUUCAGAAAAAAACACUGGUGUAAUCAAUGCAUGACAACUAGAUUCAGCACUUAUAUCACACAUAUGAUACACAGUGCACAUAGAAUAUUAUAGGCAUUCUCCAAGAUAAGCCUUUGUCUUAUUUUUUUCUUGAACACUUAGGAGGAUUGUGUAUCAUUUCAUUAAUAGGUAGAAAAGGUGGUCUAGUUACAUUCUGAUUCCACGGCUUGGGUUACUUCUGUCAUUUCAUUAAUAGGUAGAAAAAACCUCCUGUCUUAUAUACUAUGAAUUACUUCUGUCAUCAUUUAUCCUAUGGUUACACUAAUACAUUUCAGUUUUGUUUGCUGAAAAUUAUAUUGGUUAAAAUUUGCAGUUAAAUGAGUAUCAGAUGUGCAUUAAAAUGUAUGGCAAAUCUUGUUAAGCUCAAUCGUUUACACUUUUUCUUUCAAUCAACUAUUUUUUGAAAAUAAAGCUGCAAUUGUGAAUUUAUGGCAAAUCUCUUUAAGCUCAAUCAUUUACACCUUUUCUGUAGUGCCUUUAAUUUCUUGGUUGGCAAAGAUCACGUGGUUGGUGCAGACAUAUGAAAUGCUAUUCUUGAAAUCCUCAUAACAGGUAGUUGUAACUUCUAAGUGCUAUUCUUUGUUUUCUCUUGCUAUUUUUAUGUUUUGGUUCUAGAGAACUCUUUUGUAAUGGUUGGAACCACCUUUUUUAAGUGCUGAUUGCUGCUCCUCUGCUGAAGCCUGACAUGUUGCGCUCAUAUAAGUGAUCAAUAGUUUCAACCUUUGACAUCCAUGAAUAAUGUGUGUACGAGCACAAGCACCUACAGUGUAGUCCAUUAUAAACAAUAAUGCUCUAGAAAAAUGUUCACACAUUCACUCAUACUAGUUUUCUCAAUACAGUGUGGAAACGCCAAGGUUCCACUGAGAUGGGAGCAUGAUGAAAGAACAAGUUUCUUUUUUGAGCACGUGCUGAGCACAUAUUUCAUUAAGGAAACAGAGUUUUUACAAUGACCAUAAGAAAACAAAAGAAAGAUAACCAACAGCUAUUACAAGCGACCUACAACCUCAAAGAUGACCAACGACACAAGACAAGGGACUAACCUUGCAACCUAGAAACAUAGACAAGAGAAAGUGUGCCUCACAACCAACCAUGAACCAUGUCCCCUUACUGAUUUUGUCUUCCCUUGUGGCUAAGCACAAAAUUACCAACAGUGCCAGGGGCAUAUAGCAUGGUUUUAUGAUUUGUUAUGAAGCUCGUUGAUUAGAAGUCUAACAGAACACAUGUAAUUAGUUGCAUGACUACUGGAAAACACUAUCACAGAUAGACAGCAAUCAAGGGUGGCAACUCUGGAAACAUUUACAUCAGAACAAAGCCUAGUGGAACAGCCAUGAUUAGAAAUCUGGGUACAGUUGAAAUCAUUUUGUGGACGAAGCACACAUGCGGAGAUAAAGAGAACUCAUCAUUGUGGAUUCAAUUAUCAGAAUGCAAUGGGCUUCCUGUACAUACGAAUGUGACUUAAGAAUAGGAGAGCCAAUCAUGUAGACCAGGAACUAGUAGGCACAGGCCCUUCUAGGACAUCCAUUCCUUUCAUGAAUCGGACUCAGCAUAAUUCUAUAGGACUAUAUAUAUGCCAGAUUGUAAGGCCAACUUAGAGCAGUCAAAUAUAUGUGAAACAUCCAAGAUCCAUCCAGAAUUGUGCUGCUUAUCUAGAUCUUGGAGCCUUGGAGGCACCAAUAUGAUGUGAUGGAAUCUCAGCAAUUCCCUCGAGGAGUUCACCCAAACACUUCAGAACCAGCCAUAGAGCCCAUGGCAAGACCCAAAAGGCCUGAUAUGAUGGAAUCUUGGCAGUUCCCUCAACAGCAAGGAGUUCACCCAAACACUUCAGAACCAGCCAUGGAGUUCAUGGCAAGUAAGUCAUACAUACCCAAAAGGGCAGAUUUUGCAGAGCUGGUGCUGCAAGGUCCAGAGCCUCCAAGCCUGUGGUAUGUUCUCAUUGGCAUGUUAAGAAAAACAGUUCAUUACCAAAGCGCAGAUAAGCAUUUCGCACUCUCUGUGUGUGCAAUGUCAAUUCUGCAUGGCCUGUUUCCAAUACUUGAAUGGUGGAAAAGCUACAGCCUGAAGUCCUUCCGUAGUGACCUCAUGGCUGGUCUCACUCUCGCGAGCCUUAGCAUUCCACAGAGCAUUGGAUAUGCAAAUCUUGCUAAACUGGAUCCUCAGUAUGGUCUUUAUACAAGUGUUGUGCCACCUCUUGUCUAUGCUGUAAUGGGGACCUCUAGGGAGAUAGCCAUUGGACCGGUUGCCAUUGUGUCACUCUUGCUUUCAUCAAUGGCUCAAAAGAUAGCUGACCCAGUCAUCGAUCCAGCUUUCUAUCGAAAAACGGUUUUCACUGUGACAUGCUUUACUGGUAUCUUCCAGUUUGCAUUUGGUCUUUUCAGGUUGGGAUUCCUUGUUGAUUUUCUCUCGCAUGCCGCAAUCACUGGAUUUAUGGGAGGAGCUGCCAUUGUUAUUGGACUGCAGCAGUUGAAGGGCCUACUGGGGCUUAGUCAUUUCACAAGUAGCACUGACGUUGUAUCUGUCAUCAGAGCAGUCUGGGUUUCUGUUCAUGAACCAUGGCAUCCCGAGAACUUCUACAUUGGAUGUUCUUUCUUCUUGUUCAUUCUCGGCAUGAGGUUCAUAGGUAGAAAGAAUAAGAAGCUUUUCUGGGUUUCAGCGAUUGCACCUGUGCUCUCAGUUGCAUUGUCUACUCUCAUGGUCUAUAUGACAAGAGCUGAUAAGCAUGGUGUAAAGAUCAUACAAAAAGUGGAUGCCGGCAUCAAUGCGAGCUCAAUCAAGCAGAUAAAUUUCAAUGGAUCCUAUGUUUCUGAAUGUGCAAAGAUAGCUCUUAUUUGUGCUGUUAUUGCUCUAACGGAAGCUAUCGCUGUUGGCCGCUCUUUUUCAGUCAUAAAUGGUUAUAAAUUGGAUGGAAAUAAGGAAAUGCUUGCAAUGGGCUUCAUGAAUGUAGCAGGAUCCAUGUCGUCUUGCUAUGUGGCAACUGGGUCUUUCUCCCGCACAGCUGUGAACUUCACCGCUGGCUGUAAGACAACAAUGUCAAAUGUUGUCAUGGCUGUCACUGUUAUGGUUGCCUUGGAGCUGCUCACCAAGCUCCUGUACUAUACGCCAGUGUCUAUACUUGCAUCAAUCAUUCUAUCAGCCCUCCCAGGGCUAAUCAAUUUCCAGGAAGUCUGCAUCCUUUGGAAAGUCGACAAAUUAGAUUUCCUCACAUGCAUGGGAUCCUUCCUUGGUGUUAUAUUCGGAUCAGUGGAGAUUGGGCUUUCAGUUGCAAUUGUUAUCUCCUUUGCGAAGAUUGUUGUGCACUCAGUCUGGCCUCAAGUCGAGAUCCUUGGUAGACUUCAGGGGACGAACAUAUUCUGCAACAUGGAACAGUAUCCAAUGGUUUGUCAAACACCUGCUGUUCUGGCCAUACGGAUCAGCACCUCGUUCCUUUGCUUCAUCAACGGCAAUUCCAUCAGAGAGAAGAUUACUGGGUGGGUAAUCGAUAAGCGUGACGCAAUCUGCUUGGUCGUCCUUGACAUGUCAAAUGUUGUGAACAUCGACACAGCAGGACUUGCGGCGCUGGAAGAACUGCGCCAGGAGCUGGUGUCUUGUGGCAUACAGAUGGCCAUAGCUAGCCCUGGAUGGCAGGUGAUCCACAAGAUGAAACUAGCACGGCUCAUCAGCGGAAUUGAAGACUGGAUCUUUCUGACGGUUGGCGAAGCAGUAGAAGCCUGCCCGGCGAAUAAGAAGGGUAGUGACCUAGAAUGUUGAAUUCGCCAAGAAAGGGACCUCAUGUGGGCCCGUUUCUGAACUAGAGUAUAUGAGUGUGGUGUGGUAUAGAUUUCUAUGUACUCUGUCCAGGGCAGUGCAGCUCUGCGACAUCUGUCAAAGGCACCUGGAGCAGGCAGAACAGAAGCAUGAUGCGUUCUGCAUAGAAUAAGGCUAUGUGUGCAAUGAUGUGUGUGCGAAUUUUCGCAUGUCAUCAUGAUGCGAGAUGCGUGCGUGCGUUUGUUUGUGAUUACUGAUUAGAUGCGUGCGUUCUGCGACAUCUGAUCAGCGUGCGUUUGCGAACACAUGCGAAGUGUCGCUUUGUGAUUAUAUGCGUGUAUGUAUAUGCAAUAUAUAUAUAUAUAUAUAUAAUGAUUGGAAUUUGGAA
This is a messenger RNA of Sorghum bicolor (sorghum), 5239 nucleotides long. RefSeq names its product low affinity sulfate transporter 3. The transcript is spliced from 12 exons. Gene Ontology annotation, molecular function: secondary active sulfate transmembrane transporter activity. Gene Ontology annotation, biological process: transmembrane transport. NCBI's taxonomy places the organism in Eukaryota, Viridiplantae, Streptophyta, Magnoliopsida, Poales, Poaceae. The record is from RefSeq and is a predicted model, not a curated record. Bases 2794 to 4854 code for a protein of 686 amino acids. Gene Ontology annotation, cellular component: membrane.